This is a messenger RNA of Nematolebias whitei (Rio pearlfish), 3111 nucleotides long. It is a transcript of the gene phc2b, whose product is annotated as polyhomeotic homolog 2b (Drosophila). Gene Ontology annotation, molecular function: protein binding; zinc ion binding. The transcript is spliced from 15 exons. Lineage: Eukaryota; Metazoa; Chordata; Actinopteri; Cyprinodontiformes; Rivulidae. Gene Ontology annotation, cellular component: PRC1 complex; nucleus. Bases 1 to 2778 code for a protein of 925 amino acids. The record is from RefSeq and is a predicted model, not a curated record.
AUGGCAGACGCGCUGUUCGGGAGCAACUUGAAAGCCAUGCUGGCGAACUCGAAGCAGUCGGAGGAGGUGCACAGGAGAGCCAUUCAGAAGAGUCGGGGGUCAAAGGUGAGAAGAGCAGAGGGCACCAUGGAGAGUGAUCCCGGGGCCCCUGCUUCUAUUGCCAGCAGUGCUGGAACAACUUCCACCACCUCUUCCUCCACCACCUCCACAAGCUCCUCCAGCACCACAGCUGUUACCAGCAACAGUACCUCUAACACCACUACUGCUUCUUCUACUACUUCUAGCAGUAGUAGUAUUACUAGCAAUAGUGCCACUGCAGGAAGACAGGCAGUGCCUCAGAUAUCAGUUUACGGUGGACUGCCUGAUCGACAAACAGUCCAGGUUUUUCAGCAAGCAUUACACAGACAGCCAAACACAGCUGCACAGUACCUACAGCAGAUGUACGCCGCCCAACAGCAGCAUCUGAUGCUGCAAACUGCCGCCCUGCAGCAGCACAGCCUCAGCACCGCCCAGCUGCAGAGCCUGGCAGCUGUACAGCAGGCUAGCAUUGCAGCUGGUCGGCAAAGCUCUUCACAGAAUGGCACUUCAUCUCAGCAAGCAGGGUCCACUCAGGCUACAAUCAACCUGACCACCUCUCCAGCGGCAGCUCAGUUGAUUAGCCGGGCCCAGAGCAUCAGCUCUACCCCCACCAGUAUUUCACAGCAAGCUGUUCUGCUCGGCAGCCAAUCCAGCCCCACUCUCAGCCAGGCGCAGAUGUACCUGCGUACACAGAUGGUGGCCAGGAGCUUGGGCCGGGCUGUUCCUCUGUCCUCGCAGCUCAUCUUCACCCCAGCUGCUUCCGUGACGGCUGUCCAGUCAGAAAGUUCCUCACAAAACCAGGUCCAGAAUCUGGCCAUCCGUGGCCAGCAGGGGGCAACCACGUCCUCCUCUCAGACUCAGACCCCUCAGGCUCUCACUCUGAAGCAAAUCCCGGUGCCUAUUCAGCCCGCUUCACUCGUCAAGAAUCCCAGCCAAGGAACCCAAACCUCCACAGGGGGGAAGGCCAGUUCCUCCGACAGCCACACUGACGGAGCAAAGAAGAGUGAUGGUCCAGCGGUCACCGAAGUUCGAGCUUUAAAUAUGAGCCGCAAUGUUACAGCUGUCAGCGCUCAGCCUCUUAUCGCACCAGCUUACACUCAGAUUCAGCCUCACUCGCUGGUUCAGCAGCACAAGCAGCAACAGUUUGUGGUCCAGCAAAGUCAAGGUUCCCAAAGGACGACAGGCCAGCUGCUGCAGACUGCCUCCAUUCAGCCGUCACAGCACCCCGUCCCCGUUCUGCCUAAACCUGCUCAUCACCAGCCCUCCACUCCCAGCCAGCAGGCCACCAUCUUCCACUCCACCAUCAGUCCCCAUGCCCUCCACUCCUCACUCAACCACGCCAAAGCUCAGCCUGUCCAGCUCACUGCCAUCAAUCUACAAAUACAGCCAACGGCACCUCGACUCGUUCAGGACUGUAAAGAUAAACCAACAUCACUAGUGGUUAGAGAGACAAGUCAGGCGCCGUCCACACAGCAGCAGCCGCAGCAACAGCAGCAACAGCAGCAGCAACAACAACAACAACAGCAGCAGCAACAACAGCAGCAGCAACAACAGCAACAGCAGCCGCAGCAGCAGCAGCAACAACCUGCAGCUUCCCCAUCACAACCCUCCAAGCCUGGAGAGCAGCCCAAGGUUAAUCCUACCACUCCACCUAUUCAACCACGAGGAGGGGGUUCAAUCAAAAGGCCCAGCACAGUGACAGAGACCUCAUCUCCAGCCAUGACCUCAGGUAAUGAGAGUGAGGCGCCUGUCGUGACGGGCAGCACGCCACAAAACGGAGAGAACAAACCGCCGCAGGCCAUAGUCAAGCCCCAGGUCCUCACGCAUGUCAUCGAAGGCUUCGUCAUCCAGGAGGGAGCGGAGCCGUUUCCUGUGUGUGUGGAGCGUCUGCCCAUUAACAUGGACAUCCUGAAGAAGCUGGAUCAUCAGCUCUCUUCGGACCCUGACAAAACGCCACUCAGUAACGCAGCAAACACAGACUCUGAGCCUGAAGACAUGAACCAAACAGAGAAAGAAGAGCCCAAGCUGACGUGUGAAUACUGCGGCUGGGUGGACUUUGCGUACACAUUUAAGGGCUCAAAAAGGUUCUGCUCAGUGGUUUGUGCAAAAAGGUACAAUGUGGGCUGCACAAAGCGAGUUGGACUUUUUCAUCCAGAGAGGAACAAAGCAACAAAUCGCUGGCGUCGAAGACCACAGGGCCGCCCUAGUAUCGAGGCUAAGAAGCAGAAACUUUCCCCCUCUCCACAGCAGACUCAGGGCGGUUCUGUAUCUUCACCACAUGCCUCACAGCCCAGUCAAGAGGAGUCCAGUCCAUGUUCGGACAUGUCCAGCUAUGAAGAGCCACCUUCCCCUCUGUCAGCAGCCAGCUCAGGACCUCUUGCUCCAGCUCCAGCCCAAGCCCCCGUCCUUCGGCAGCCAAGCAGAUCCUCGGACCAGGAGGGCUCUACUGGAAGAGACGCACCGUCGAUCUGUGAACGCUUCCUGCCCAAUGACCCCACCAAGUGGAACGUGGGGGAAGUCUAUGAGUUUAUUUGUUCGCUACCAGGUUGUCAGGAGAUCGCAGAUGAAUUUCGAUCUCAGGAGAUUGAUGGACAAGCCUUGCUCCUCUUGAAGGAAGACCACCUAAUGAGCACCAUGAACAUUAAGCUGGGACCUGCACUUAAGAUCUUUGCACGCAUCAACAUGCUCAAAGACUCGUAGCAGGAAAACGCGUGCAUAGAUUGGAGCGCUUACUGUGCCAUGACUCGAGCUUCUCCACACUACCGGACUCUUUUCUUUCAUAUCUCACGUUAGCUUGACAGAUUAAACAGAUUCUCAGUGUUAUGAUCAGUUUUGUUUUUUUUAGUUUUUAUUGGUGCUAACCUAAGAGCCGGAUGUCCGAUUUUGUAUACGACGUUGCGUGUUACAGGAGUAAAAACAUGCAGAACAUACAUUCUUUCACAAAACUGGCAUAAUUCAUGCUUUAAUCGAGUUCAAACUAGGGAACAGAUUCUGCGACUAGACGAAUAUAUUGACCAUCACCAACCGGAGUCC